Pieris macdunnoughi is the source of this 1170-nucleotide messenger RNA. Lineage: Eukaryota; Metazoa; Arthropoda; Insecta; Lepidoptera; Pieridae. The record is from the annotation of a GenBank genome assembly.
AUGUCCAAAAUUUUUAUCAAAGUUUUGAGAGUUCCCAAUGCACCAAAGAGCUGCAUCGCGGAGAUAUUCAACACGGACGCAGUGGACGGCGGCAGCCCCGUCAAGAACGGCUCGACACGCUCUCGCUCUGUGAAGGACACACCCACUCGCCCCAGGGACACGCAUUCCAGGCUGUUCGGACAGAACGCAUCAGCCUCCGUGACUCCAAUGAUAACGGACACAAUUCGCAGCAACAUUCAGUUUGGUGACGGCGCAAUGAACGGCGGAAGUCCAACUCACUCGCCCAAGAUGAACGGAAGCGCUUCAUCUACGCCCAGCAGAGUAACGUACACGACGCCACCGAAGAGGAACCCCGUGACUGGCGACGGAGUGCUCCUCCCACCGCUGCGACGCAGACACCCGCAGGCCCAACGAGGUGCUGACUUAGACCAACAUCCGCAGCCGACACAUCGAUACUUCACUAGCGAUUGGCCUCCCCCACCCGCCAAUUAUUACGUAGAGUCCACGACCAGACCCUGCUUGACAACCCACCAAACCCCUUACACUCUCCUCGGUCUCAAAGCCGACGAUCCUGAAAAAUCUCAUCCAGUAAUAGACCCGGAUUCGAUUGAACCCCUCGUUCUAGACCGUCACUGGCCACCAUUCCCUGCGCAGCAUUACCUUGAACCGAGAGAACGUAAAGUUCCAUAUCACCCUUUACCACCUCACUCUUUUGUUGGCAUGACAUCUGCGUUAGGUGACAGGCCAAUGCCCGAGUACAAAUAUAACCCUAUACCGACCUUAGAUGGUCCAGUAGAUCCUUUUAUUGUCAGUAACCUUGACCCUCCACCCACUCUCUUUAAAUACGAAAGGGACGCUCCCAUUCCCGAUGUUAUGCCUCUUCAGACUUCAUGUGGCCCUGGUCCUAGCACCCUCACGGGUUUUCCUCCAAUAUUUCAUAAGUAUGUCCCGGGAUUCCUGUUUGAUAGACACCAGCAAGCGGAGGACUUCAAACAUAAGACGUAUUACGUAGACUAUGUUCGCCGAAGAGAGAUGGAGGGAAAUCCGAUAACCGGCGUCGGCUACAAAUCAUUGAACGGUCAAAUCAACACGGUUACGUCGAUAAACGGAAACAGCAGCAUUCUUCAUAACCGAGUCCCACCCGGGGGUUACUCAUCCGGUCUAUGGUAA